This is a messenger RNA of Syzygium oleosum, 1069 nucleotides long. Its product is annotated as thioredoxin domain-containing protein PLP3B. Bases 181 to 873 code for a protein of 230 amino acids. The transcript is spliced from 9 exons. Lineage: Eukaryota; Viridiplantae; Streptophyta; Magnoliopsida; Myrtales; Myrtaceae. The record is from RefSeq and is a predicted model, not a curated record. Gene Ontology annotation, cellular component: cytoplasm.
UUCUCGCCAAUCAGGUCGCCGUGAUUUUCCGCUUCUCUUCCUCGUGGGAACGAGUGCUUUCGAAAUUCGCAAAGUUUUUCUUCUGCUCCGCCCUUCGAUCUCGAAACCUGUGGCGGAAACGAGGCCUCUCCCGAUCCAGCCGAUCCAGCUCGCCGGUUUUCCAGGGAGACGAGAGGCGAGAUGGACCCGGAUGCAGUCAAAUCCACUCUCUCCAACUUGGCAUUUGGGAAUGUAAUGGCUGCCGCCGCUCGCGAUUAUCAAAAGGAGGUACUAGCCCAACAAAAAGCUCAAACUUCCACUUCUACCCACCAGGAGGUUGAUCUUGAUGAGUUGAUGGAUGAUCCUGAACUGGAAAAAUUGCAUGCUGAUCGGAUUGCUGCCCUCAAGAAAGAAGCUGAGAAGCGCCAAGCAUUGAAGCAGCAGGGUCAUGGCGAAUACAGGGAGAUAACCGAGGGCGAUUUCUUGGGCGAAGUCACCAGGAGUGAAAAAGUGAUCUGUCACUUUUAUCACCGAGAGUUUUACCGUUGCAAAAUAAUGGAUAAGCAUCUGAAGACUCUUCCUUCAAAGCAUUUGGAUACCAAGUUCAUCAAGCUCGAUGCAGAGAAUGCGCCCUUUUUCGUGGCCAAACUAGGAGUCAAAACAUUGCCUUGCGUCAUACUUUUCAGGAAAGGGAUCGCAGUAGAUAGACUAGUGGGAUUUCAAGAUCUUGGAGGGAAAGAUGAUUUUUCUACAAGGGCACUGGAAGCUCUUCUGAUUAAGAAAGGCAUAGUAAGUGAGAAGAAGGAUGAUGUAGUCAAUGAAGAUAAUGAAUGUCUGGAGAAUAGGCACAGAUCUGUGAGAUCUUCUGUGGAUCCAGAUUCCGAUUCUGACUAAAACUGGAAAGCAAAUUCCAGCUCUUUUCUCGAAGAUCUUGUAGCUUUCACCGGCGCAUGUUGUAUAAUUGUUCUCAUUUUUGUUUGCUAUCCUGUUUUCACCAUUUAAAUGCAGUCGACAUGCAUUUCCUGAAAGUUUGAAGCUUGAUUCUGUAUCUGACUAGAAAAGAAAACCAAAUGCAGCUUUUUCUUGAAUC